Molecule: messenger RNA, 1842 nt
Organism: Trichomonas vaginalis G3
Lineage: Eukaryota; Parabasalia; Trichomonadida; Trichomonadidae
Product: oligoxyloglucan reducing end-specific cellobiohydrolase family
Exons: 1
Coding region: 1-1842 (613 amino acids)
Source: RefSeq, a predicted model, not a curated record
AUGACUUCAAAUUGUUUAACUAACGCAACCUCAAUAACUUCAAUUAUGUUCGACAAAACUAAUUUAGAUGAAUUUCAAUAUGAAACGAGUGGAUUUCCGUAUAAUUUAGCUUCGGUUGAAUUCAAAGACCAAACACUGACAUUUCCACCCCCAAUUGAUUUCAAUGCUAUGACACUAGAAUUUAACAAAACUAUUUCGAAUCCAAAUGAAAUUUAUGCAAACACAUAUUGUUGCGAUGGAUACACCGAACUAGUAUCCGUAUUCUCCGAUGGAUUUUAUUAUCGAACAUUUGGCGAUUCGAAAUGGAUAAAGAUACCAGUUACUCAAGAAUUUGUUAGUUUUGUUAAUACUUUUGAAAUGAACAAUCAACGUGUAUUUGUAAUUGGAACCGAGCUACAUUUAUAUGUAUCUUAUGACUCAUGCUUAACAUGGGAAUUAACAUAUACAUCAUCAAACUAUCGUACAUUAAAAUUCUGCUACUGGAAUCAAUAUUUACAAGCAGCGAUAUUAGGAACAUAUAAUGGAGGAGUAUUGUGGACUACCGACUUAAAGAAUAUCAACUUACUGGUUUACAACGGUGCUUGGACUUUCAUGGUUCAUGGUAACAUAUUAGGAAAUUAUUUGUAUUAUUCUAGCGGCGAAAAGGGAAUGAAUAGAAUUGAAUCAAAAACAAAUAUAACAAGGUUAAGAGAUGAUACUAAAGGUAUAGCGGUUAAUGAAAACAACCGAUUAUUUAUGGGUGAUUUAUCAUACUCUGACGAUUUUGGCACAACUUGGACAUACAAUAAUCAAUUUAGUUUAUCUGGUGGUUCCAUAGGAAUUAAUGCUAUUCGAAAUGUGGUGAUUGCAACAGGAAUAGGAAUGAAUGGAGUAAUAUAUUUAAGUAAAGAUUAUGGAGAAACAUAUGCAGAAAUAGAUACGGGUAUAAACGCGGAAAUAUAUAACGUUAAUUUUGUUGAUAAAGGAAAUAGUUUUAGAGUUGUAUUUUCAACAUCAAACGGUCUUUACUGGAAAGAUUAUGAUUUAUUAAAUCUUUCAUUCACUAAACUUUCGUUCACCAAAUCUGAACCGUUUGGUAUUGGAACAGAUGGAAAAGGUAAAUGGGUUGUAGGAUCAAACAACAGUUCCGCAAUACACUUUUCUAAUGAUGACGGACUUACUUGGAGUGAAGCAAGUACACCGGUAGAUAAAUGGAUAAGAGACGUCGCGUAUGGAAACGGAACGUUUGUUAUAUGUGGCGAUUAUACUCAAAUUUAUUCUUCAACUGAUAUGAAUACCUGGACAAGUAGCGGAUAUAGAAGUAGAUGGAACGCAUGUGCUUAUGGUAAUGGUGUGUGGGUAUUCGGAACUCACGAUUGGAGUGGUAUAUCUUAUUCAUCUGAUUUGAACACAUUUACCAGUUCAAAUAUUAAUUCAUCAUCGACAUCAUGCCGCAAAGUUAUAUUUGCAAAUAAUGAAUUUGUAGCCAUAGAAUAUCAAAAAUUAUAUAGAUCAACAGAUGGAUCUAAUUGGACACUUAUAAGAACUAUUCCCGGUUCUUCAUCAGAAUCGUUAUGUUACGGUGGAGGAUAUUAUAUAGUAUGUUUAAACACAUGUAUAAUAGUUUCAAAAGAUCUUUCAACAUGGAAUGAAUACAUGACCGGGUAUAACUGGAGAACAUGUGCAUAUGGAAACAAUAAAUGGAUUAUUAUUAAUAAUAACGGAGAGGUAUAUGUGUCAUUAGAUUGUAUGAAUUUUUCAUUAGUGUAUAACGUGACGCCAAGUAAUGAUGUUUGGACUAAAUUUGGUAAAAAUCACUUCGUUAUCAUGGUCUUUAGUGGUGAAUUUUAUAUAUCAAAUUAA